AACGAACAACGACAAAAAAAGGUUGAAAGUGAAUUGAUUCACGCUGUAGAAUGACAACACAUAUCUAUCUCUUUGAUUUUACGACACCUCAAUCAAAUCUGUUACGUUGCGUUCGUCAUCUCUGUAUAUAAAAGAAAAAUUUUUUGCCAAAGAAGUGUGUAUUCAUUAUCGAUUGUAGUUGUACGCUUUUUUUUACUUUUGCAUAUCUAUUAAACGCAUUGACGCACAUACAUUGAAAAUAUAAUAGUUUUGAUCAAAAUUACAAAUGAUGGAAGAAUAAAUCACAAAACAAAAGUCACAAAACAUAAAAUUAGUGUGCCAAAUCGAGGCGAACAUGCACAACGAAUCAAACAACAAUUGAUCAUUCAAUAGUAAUUAAUAUCGUAACGUUGAUAAAUCAAUUGAAUAUCAAAUAAAUUGCAAAAUUCACAACAUAAAUCAAAUUUGUACACGAUGGGCUUGGAGGCUAUAGAAACGGAGUGGAACGAGUUGUCCAAUGAAUUUGCCGCGUUAGAAGAAACGAGUAAUGAAUAUGGAGAAUUGCUAGAGAAACUAGAAUCAUUACAACAAAAAUGCAUGAAGGACAUUUCCCAUCAACGUUAUCGCAUUAGCCAAAUUAGUAGCAAUCUGAAAAAAUAUGUGAGCAGCAAUGUGACUACAUCGGAUGAAAAAGAUCAAGUGGCUGACCUUGAGAAAAACAUUAUAAAACGAAAAGCACAACUAUAUGACAUUGACCAAACACUUCCACAAAAGAACGGAACAUAUUUAAAUAUCAUACUGGGCAAUGUGAACGUGUCAAUAUUGAAUCGAAAGAGUAAAUAUCAGUAUAAGGACGAUUAUGAGAAAUUCAAAUUGAUUUUGAAUGGAAUCGGGCUGUUCAUGGCAAUCCUAAAUUUAUCACACAAUAGCAGAAUACUCGAAUUAGCGUUUAUAUUUCUCCUCGUUUGGUACUAUUGCACACUCACCAUUCGCGAGUCCAUUUUAAAAGUGAACGGUUCACGUAUCAAGGGCUGGUGGCGUACACAUCAUUUUAUAUCGACGGCAUGUGCUGGUGUUUUAUUGAUUUGGCCACAAGGCGAACCAUGGCAGCUAUUUCGUCAUCAAUUUAUGUAUUUCAAUGCAUACAUUUCGAUGGUUCAAUUUUUGCAAUUUCGUUACCAAAGAGGCGUUUUGUAUCGGCUUAAGGCGCUCGGCGAACGUCAUGACAUGGACAUCACCAUUGAAGGUUUCCACUCGUGGAUGUGGCGUGGACUUUCAUUUUUGUUACCAUUCCUGUUUGCUGGAUACGUUUUUCAAGCAUACAAUUCAUAUGCGCUGUACAAAUUGAGCUCACAUCCAGACGCACCGUGGCAAGUCAGCGUAUUGAGUUUACUAUUUUUCAUUUUAUUUGUCGGCAACUUUUGCACCACAUUGUCGGUUAUACCGGAGAAAAUUCGCACACGAGUUAAAGAACAUUAUCGUUUAUGUGCGAUUGCCAAACUUAAAGAGAAGGAGGGUUAACUUUUUCAACAAACGAUCAGCAUAUUGUGUUAGACCGUUAAAACCGGCGCUGUCCAAUUUAUUUAUUCAAUGGAAAAAAUCAACUUCCAUACAUCUUUCCUUCAAAACUUGUUUUUAUAUAAAUGUAUUUCUAAAAAUAGUAUGCUGUCGUGUAUAAUCAAUGAAACUGUUCUUUUUUGUAUGACGAAUGAUUCAACAUUGGGAAAUGUUAUUUGUAUGCACAAAACCUAGGGUACUAGACAAAUGUUAUAAUAGAGAGAACCAUGUUUUUUUUAAAUUGUAUUUGUCUAUGAUAUAUUACCUCUUUGUAAAUUAUGGCAACUAAUUAAUUCAGUGUUUUUAUCUAUUUGGUAAUAUUAUACACAAAGAGAGAACGUAUUUUCAAGAACCACCAACGAAAUGUGAUGAUAAAUUCAACAGAACAGAGAAGACUAAUGGACGACGAAUCAGUUCUUUUUCUUCGAAAAGGAGCAAACUUAUCAGACAUAGGAAAGAAUGGCAUUGUUUACCAAAAUUAAAAAACAAAAAAAAACAACUAAUGAAACCAAUAAACUAGCGUAAAUUUUU
Molecule: messenger RNA, 2067 nt
Organism: Contarinia nasturtii (swede midge)
Lineage: Eukaryota; Metazoa; Arthropoda; Insecta; Diptera; Cecidomyiidae
Product: transmembrane protein 120 homolog
Exons: 7
Coding region: 454-1500 (348 amino acids)
Cellular component (GO): membrane
Source: RefSeq, a predicted model, not a curated record